AACUACACCGACUUUACAGAAGGUCUACCACUAGCUGAAUGCCAUGAGAGCCUGAGAGGCAAUCUCACAGUACGUGUGAUCAUUAGGUCAUAACUUUUUCUCACGUGGCGUGAUCCUAUUGGAUAGUUUAUGUGGAAUCUGGUUGCUUCCAAAACUAAAACUUGUACGAUCGGCCCUCCCAAACAGUUAGCAAACGCAACAAGAGAAGGUAUCAGGUAUAUGUAAGCAAUUGAAUCGCUCCAUACAUCCAGAUCUCUCACUCAAGUGGCAGAUAAUAGAGGGGAGAGGUGGUGCGGAAAUUGCUGCUUCACAGCGAUAUCACACACUCCGAAACUGUUUCAGGUCAAAGGGUGGGAAGGAUUCAAUUGAUUUUGCAAACUUGAAGGAUCGUCUCUGAAUCAAUGGGGAGAGGGGGGCAAGACUAUGGAAAAGGAGAAACUUUAAGUACUAGUACACAAAACAAAGAGAUUUUCCCUGCUUGGUCAAAAGACGUUAAGGAAUGUGAAGAGAAAUUCCAAGUGAACCGACAAUUUGGAUUAUCAGCUGCAGAAGUUGAAAAGAGGCGCCAGAUCUAUGGCUACAACGAACUGGAAAAAAAUGAAGGUACGUCAAUCUUCAAGCUGAUAUUGGACCAAUUCAAUGACACAUUAGUAAGGAUUCUGUUAGCUGCUGCCAUCAUAUCAUUUGUGUUAGCUUGGUAUGAUGGAGACGAGGGAGGAGAGAUGGAAAUUACAGCAUUUGUGGAGCCUCUUGUAAUUUUCUUGAUUUUAAUUUUGAAUGCAAUUGUGGGAGUUUGGCAAGAGAGCAAUGCAGAGAAAGCCUUGGAGGCUUUGAAGGAGAUUCAGCCAGAGCAGGCGACAGUGAUUCGAGAUGGGAAAAAGAUCGCGAAUUUUCCUGCCAGGGAACUUGUUCCGGGUGAUAUAGUGGAGUUGAGAGUUGGUGAUAAGGUGCCUGCUGAUAUGCGAGUUUUGAGUUUGAUAAGCUCCACAGGCAGAGUUGAGCAAGGGUCUUUGACUGGAGAGAGUGAAGCAGUGAACAAAACCGCUAAAGCGGUUGCUGAGAAUUCAGAUAUUCAAGGUAAGAAAUCUAUGGUCUUUGCAGGGACAACAGUUGUCAAUGGAAACUGUAUGUGCUUGGUUACACAAACGGGAAUGGAUACAGAGAUUGGGAAAGUGCAUUCGCAGAUUCAAGAAGCUUCUCAAACUGAGGAAGAUACCCCUCUGAAGAAGAAGUUGAAUGAAUUUGGGGAGGUUUUGACUAUGAUAAUUGGUUUAAUUUGUUUGUUGGUGUGGCUUAUCAACGUGAAGUACUUCCUCACUUGGGAAUAUGUUGAUGGCUGGCCCAGAAAUUUUAAGUUUUCAUUUGAGAAGUGCACAUAUUACUUUGAGAUUGCUGUCGCAUUGGCAGUGGCUGCGAUUCCAGAAGGUUUGCCAGCUGUGAUUACAACAUGUUUGGCAUUGGGCACCAGAAAGAUGGCUCAAAAGAAUGCACUUGUUAGGAAGUUGCCUAGUGUUGAGACCCUUGGAUGUACAACCGUGAUUUGUUCUGAUAAAACUGGGACUUUGACUACUAAUCAGAUGGCUGUGGCAAAGCUUGUGGGAAUGGGCUCUAGAAUUGGCACUCUUCGAUCCUUUAAUGUGGAAGGAACUACCUAUAGUCCAUUUGAUGGCAAAAUACCUGACUGGCCAGUGGGUCACUUGGAUGCUAAUCUUCAAACAAUUGCAAAGAUUGCUGCUGUUUGCAAUGAUGCUGGUGUUGAGCAGUUUGGUGGUCAUUACGUUGCUAGUGGAAUGCCCACUGAGGCAGCAUUGAAGGUUAUGGUUGAGAAAAUGGGGUUCCCAGGAGGAGUUGAUACCGCUUCGUCUUCUAACCAAGGAGAAGUUCUACGUUCCUGCCAACUCUGGAACAAAAUAGAACGGCGGAUUGCAACUCUGGAGUUCGACCGUGAUCGAAAAUCCAUGGGGGUCAUUGUUGAUUCGAGUUCUGGAAGAAAGUCGUUGCUAGUAAAGGGUGCUGUCGAAAAUGUGUUGGAGAGAAGCUCACAUAUUCAACUGCUUGAUGGUUCCAUAGUGGAACUUGAUCAAUAUUCGAGGGAUCUCAUUUUAGAAAACCUUCACGAGCUGUCAUCAGGUGCAUUGCGUUGCCUUGGUUUUGCCUUCAAAGAGGACCUCGUGGAGUUUGCAACAUAUAAUGGUGAUGAAGACCAUCCUUCUCAUAAGCUGCUGCUUAACCCGUCCAAUUAUUCAAAGAUCGAGAGCAAGCUCGUUUUUGUUGGUUUAGUAGGGCUAAGGGAUCCUCCUCGGAAAGAGGUUCGCCAAGCCAUUGAGGAUUGCAAAACAGCUGGCAUCCGUGUGAUGGUAAUCACUGGUGACAACAAAAAUACAGCAGAAGCUAUUUGUCGUGAAAUAGGUGUAUUUGGACCUCAUGAAGAUAUUACUUCAAGAAGCUUGACUGGAAGAGACUUUAUGGAUCAUCCUGAUCAGAAAAGUCAUUUAAGACAGAGUGGAGGACUCCUGUUUUCUCGUGCUGAACCAAGACAUAAACAAGAAAUCGUAAGGUUGCUCAAAAACGAUGGGGAAGUGGUGGCAAUGACUGGAGAUGGGGUGAAUGAUGCGCCUGCAUUGAAAUUGGCUGAUAUUGGAAUAGCCAUGGGCAUUGCGGGGACAGAGGUUGCAAAGGAAGCUUCAGACAUGGUGUUGGCAGACGACAAUUUUAGCACUAUCGUUGCUGCUGUCGGGGAAGGCAGAUCUAUCUACAACAAUAUGAAGGCUUUUAUUAGAUACAUGAUCUCCUCAAAUAUUGGUGAGGUUGCAUCCAUAUUUUUGACGGCUGCUUUGGGUAUUCCGGAAGGCAUGAUCCCUGUUCAACUCCUUUGGGUUAAUCUUGUCACUGAUGGACCCCCAGCAACAGCAUUAGGAUUCAAUCCCCCAGACAAAGAUAUAAUGAAGAAGCCUCCUAGAAGAAGUGAUGACUCAUUGAUCACUGCUUGGAUUUUGUUCCGUUAUCUGGUAAUUGGACUCUAUGUGGGGAUAGCCACUGUUGGUAUAUUUAUUAUAUGGUACACGCAUCACACAUUCUUCGGCAUUGACCUGAGCGAAGAUGGUCAUAGUAUUGUAACCUAUUCUCAACUUGCAAAUUGGGGUCAGUGUUCUUCUUGGGAGGGUUUUUCAGCAUCACCCUUUAUUGCUGGGUCACAAGUUUUCAAAUUUGAUGCUAAUCCUUGCGAAUACUUCCAGUCGGGCAAAAUCAAAGCUUCAACACUCUCACUGUCUGUAUUGGUUGCCAUUGAGAUGUUCAAUUCACUAAAUGCCCUAUCUGAGGAUGGAAGUUUAUUGACAAUGCCCCCAUGGGUCAACCCAUGGCUCCUCCUAGCCAUGUCUGUAUCUUUUGGCCUGCACUUCUUGAUCCUCUACGUGCCAUUCCUUGCUCAAGUAUUUGGCAUUGUUCCUCUGAGCUUGAAUGAAUGGCUUUUGGUGUUGGCUGUUGCUCUGCCAGUUAUUCUGAUUGAUGAGGUUCUCAAAUUCAUUGGAAGGUGCACAAGUGGGCUUCAGAAUUCUGACUGGAGCUUCGCCAAACACAAGGCAGAGUGAGUACCAAAUAGGAAUUGUAGUUGGACAAGAUAACCUUGAUCGGUCAUGGUUAUGUUACGAAUUACCCUGGAUCCGUUCUGCAAACCCUUUCCUUCAAACCAAAAUGAUUUGAUUAGUUUGAUUAGACAUAAUUGUAAUAGUCGGUAGGAUAAUUUGAGUGCAAAUAGUUGUUAAAGCUUCUAUUUCACCUUAGUUCUAGCUCAUGGGAAGCGAAACUUGAAUUGCAUUUAAUCUGCAUUUUGAUGGAUCGACUUAUAAUACCACAAAAUGUCAAUUGAUUGAUUUUUUGAAUGUGCUGAAGAUUGGUAAUUGGUGUUGUACAUUCAUGACAGCUGAUUCUUUUU
Messenger RNA from Tripterygium wilfordii, 3934 nucleotides. RefSeq names its product calcium-transporting ATPase 4, endoplasmic reticulum-type-like. Gene Ontology annotation, molecular function: ATP hydrolysis activity; ATP binding; P-type calcium transporter activity. NCBI's taxonomy places the organism in Eukaryota, Viridiplantae, Streptophyta, Magnoliopsida, Celastrales, Celastraceae. The transcript has 9 exons. Bases 402 to 3590 code for a protein of 1062 amino acids. Gene Ontology annotation, cellular component: membrane. The record is from RefSeq and is a predicted model, not a curated record. Gene Ontology annotation, biological process: intracellular calcium ion homeostasis; calcium ion transmembrane transport.